AUGCUCGUUGAUCUUGUCCUGAAAUUCCCCGAAGGACACCUUUCACUCGUUUGUGGUAAGCUGGGCAUUGGAAAGACCCUGUCAUUAUUGGCUAUACUCGGUGAGGCAGACAUCCUCACCAGCCAGGCCAUUUCACACUUAUCGCCAUGUUUAGACAAUACCUUGCUAGGUCUACCAUUCAACGAAGAGCGCUAUCAGAAGACCGACCUCAAGAUCCUUGAGGAUGGUGACCAGUCUGAAUCUGGCGAGUGUAGCGUGCACAAAAAGCUUGAUCAUACCUACUUCAAGUGCAUCAAAGGAGAGCUCGUGCACGAACGUACGGCGAUCCUUGUGUCACGCCGGGUCCAACUUUGCUUGACUGGUGCUUCAUAUGUUGUCGCUCUUGAUGACGGCCUUGUCACUGCUCUUCCCUCGCCAAUCAUCGCAAGGCAAGAUGGACCAACUUCAUCUCUAGCCUCUCACUUCGAAAUAGCUGUAAUGAGACCACGGUUGAUCUCAACAGCUUUUACAACUACACUUCGUGUUUCCUUUUAA
Messenger RNA from Suillus plorans, 534 nucleotides. RefSeq lists its product as uncharacterized. The record is from RefSeq and is a predicted model, not a curated record. The transcript is spliced from 6 exons. Lineage: Eukaryota; Fungi; Basidiomycota; Agaricomycetes; Boletales; Suillaceae. The coding region runs from base 1 to 534 and encodes 177 amino acids.